Messenger RNA from Penicillium chermesinum, 750 nucleotides. RefSeq names its product oxidoreductase, short-chain dehydrogenase/reductase family. The record is from RefSeq and is a predicted model, not a curated record. The transcript is spliced from 4 exons. Bases 1 to 750 code for a protein of 249 amino acids. Lineage: Eukaryota; Fungi; Ascomycota; Eurotiomycetes; Eurotiales; Aspergillaceae.
AUGUCAGCCGCAGAGCAGGUCAAAUUGACCAACUUCGAGAGCAUUUUCUCUCUGGAAGGCAAGGUCGCCGUGGUGACCGGCGGGAUCAUGCAAGCGGGUGCCUCGAAAGUGUACAUCACAUCCCGGAAGAAGGCAGCCUGCGAUGAAGCGGUCGCUGCGCUGAACGCCUUGCCCAACAAGCGACCAGGGGCUGUGGCGAUCUCGGUCCCAGCGGAUAGCUCUCGUAUGGAUGAGUUGGAUAGACUCGUGGCUGAGAUCAGCAAGACGACCGAUCAUGUCGAUAUCCUGUUUGCCAAUGCCGGGGCUACCUGGGGUGAGAAGUUCGAUACCCAUCCGGAGAAGAUGUUCUCGAAAGUCAUGGAUCUUAAUGUGAAGAGCAUUUUCUACACCAUCCAGAAGCUUGCACCUCUCCUCAGCGCAAAGGCCACCCGGGAAGACCCAUCUCGGGUCAUUGUCACUGCCUCGGCGGCCGCCAUUCAUCUGGCCAAGAAUCUGGCGGUUGAACUCGGCCCACGGCACAUUCUGACCAACGCCAUCGCACCGGGCUUCUUCCCUUCGAAGAUGGCGUCGGGAUUGAUUGAAUCGAAGGGUGGGCUGAGGCAUCUGGAGGAGUUCUCUCCCAAUGGUCGCCUCGGUCGUCCUGAGGACAUCGCGGGCUUGGUGGUCUUUUUGGGAUCACGAGCGUCAAGUCACCUCAACGGAGCAGUGAUAACCACUGAUGGUGGGGCCGUCCUCAAGGGGCGGCUGUAG